UCUUCUUCUUCAUUGAACACCGCAUCGCGCCAGAACAACGCGUGCAAUCGCCCAAAACGCACUCACACGCUCAUCAUCGUCCGUCGCGGACUCGUUGUCCUUUUUAUCUACAUUCAUAUUGUUAUUAUACAUUUUCGUGCAGAAGAAAUCACCGACCAUACAUUUUUCCAAACAUAUGUAAAAAUAUAAUAUUUUUUAAUUUACCCGAAAAAAGCGAAACUUUGCUGCUUAUUUUUUCGUUCAAUAAAAUAUAUAAUAUAUUAUAUAUAUAUAUACAUAUAUAUUUUAUUAUUAUAAAACCGCCGCGGUCAUGUUGUCGUUACGCCGUCACCGGUUGUUGUUUGACGUGUCGCUGAUCCUAUGUCUGUGGGCUACCCUGUCUCAGGCUCGUCCCGCCGACUUUGCCGACCCGGAAGACGACCCGCCGGAAACCGGCUCAGCCGCCGUUCCGCUGCACGUGCCCACCGUGCCCGGUCGCUGGCUGACCGAUCCCAACUCGUCGUUCGGCCGAACCCUGCACCGCCACCUGUCCCGGCUACCAGAACCCGAACUGGACGCCCUGGAGACGGCGCUAACCGCCGCCAUAGCCGCCACGCCCGCACUCGCUGCUGACCACGAAAUGAUGAUGGGAGACGCGCCGGCCAGCAGUAGCUCUGACGACCGGAUGGACGCGAUACCUGAAGAGACACCGACCAACCGGACAACCGGCGACCAACCUCAGGCGGAACAAUCACGUCCGUCAGCCGACGACCUCGCCGACGCCGAGACGCCCCAGAUGCACAGAGAAAGCACUGAGUCUGCAGAAUCCACGGACAAGUAUGUCGAAUCAUCGGAGCCAAACAAAGAACUCAGACUCAAGUCCAUCCAGAGUCAAAUCAUCAACUUCAUGGGAUGGUCUGGUCGAGCUCCACCGCUGGGUUCCUCGACAAAGACGCGACCGUCGAUGCCAAUCUCUUCUUCUCAACAAAGGGACGCCAUACGCAUUCUGUACGAAAACGUCAAGAACUUCCCGGCUUAUCCCGCCGAUAUGUAUACCGAGAAAACCCAAAGUUUCUAUCCAGCCUGUGAGCUACCAAGACACACUAACGAAGAAGUUUGGAAUUCCAGAGACUCUAUGAACUUGAUGUUCAAUAUAAGUCUGCCGAAAGCCUCAAACGGCAUUACGGUGAACGUGAACACCGCGAAGCUUCGUUUGUACAAACAACAGGCCCCCUGCAGCUCACAAGCAAACAACGAGACAGACGAGCAAAACAUUUGCACUCCGUCGUUUCUGGAAGAAACUAUAAAGAGAUCUAAUACUAAUUUGUCAGAACCCGUCAUAGCGCCUUUAAUUAUGGAGGAAAAACAAAUCCGUGUGUCGAUCUACGCUUACACUAGGUCGUUAAAGAAAAAGAGAGUUAAGAGGAAGCUGUUGGAUAGCCGCAUGAUGGCUUAUUUUGGCGAAAAAUGGACAGAAUGGAACAUUAGAGGUGCUGUAAGAACGUGGCGUCGUGAUCCGUCUCGCAACUUUGGUAUUAGCAUCGAAGUCGAAGAUGAAGAAGGAAAUUUACUUCCAGUGCACAGAUUCUUCAAACCAAUGAACUGCACUGGAGACAUCCAAAUGACGACACCCAAGCCAAUCCCAGGAUUUUUAAUGGAAGCCGUACAAGAUUACAGCUUGUCGAAUCCCGAAGCAAACAAUAGUGUUUCAUUAAGUCCAGUACAGGCGUUAAGCUUCAACAUCCAGCGGUAUCCCAUAAUCGACGUGACCACUAUCGAAGUGCCGGAUUCAGAGGCCAACAACGCGAUGCAAUAUCAGCAUGCAAAAUACACGUUCGAACAGAACCUGGCCGGUAUGGCGAUGCAGCCGAGGAUCGACGAUUACCACCAACACUCAACCGAUCACAGGAUAAGGCACAACAACCACCACAGAAUGGAUACCGCAGACUAUGAUACUUCUGACAUGCGAUUUUCAAGCGGCAGAGAUAUCCGAGAUAAGAUUAUCGUACAGGGCGUGAUCCACAGAAGACCGUCCACCGAACUCACCGAUUAAAGCAUAUUUUAGCCCAAGUUACACCUCGGCACUCAAAGGCCGUGUUCGACAACCUUAUGCUAUUCACUAUUAUGAAUUACCUACAGAAUCCGAAGAUAGAUUAGACAUAGUUCUUUAGCGCACAAGCCUCCACGACUGUCGAAAAAUAUUAUGUCUACAUACAAAAACCCACUCGGUAGAGUUUCGUUUUUUUUUUUUGUUACGCGUAGUCAAUUGUCAUUAUAUAUUGUGGUGGAGGGAGUGAUAGAUGAUGAUUUUAACAAAAAGAAACAAACUAAUUUAUUUAUAUAUAACUUCUUCAUUAUAUAUUUAUUUAAUAAUACCUAUAUAGUACCUAUUCUGUACUAACCUUAUAAGUAUAAAUUUAUGUAUUAUGUAAAAUGUUCCUAUUUAUUGUUAGUAACCAAUUAUAUUUGGAUUCAGGAAUAUAUAUUUAUACAUAUAUAUUAGCUGUUCUAGUCUGUAAUCAUUUAUGCGAACAAUUCAAAAACAAAACAUAGGCUUAGAAAUAUUAUUACUAUGUAAACACAAUAUUAUAUUUUUAGGCUUUUCGUUGACGUCUUAUUAAUAGUUGUUUGUUUAAAAUUCACGUGUGUUUGCGUACAUAUUAUUGUGGCACCUAUCUUUUGUCCGUAUGAUUUUUUUAAAGUUUAUUAAUUUUGGCCAACUUUGUAGUCUUAGGUAUCUUUUUUAUAAUUAUUACUAAAAUAUCGAUUAUAUAUGUUUUGUUUUUUUUAUUUUAUGCAUGCUUUCACAUGUUUCUUAAUUGAUGUCAACAUACAUCUUAGAUACUAUACUGCAUACCUCUUUCUACAAUAUUUGUGCUAUUAACUUAUUUUUUAUAUACUUUAUUGUUCUAUACUAGUUAUA
Molecule: messenger RNA, 2902 nt
Organism: Adelges cooleyi (spruce gall adelgid)
Lineage: Eukaryota; Metazoa; Arthropoda; Insecta; Hemiptera; Adelgidae
Exons: 7
Coding region: 311-2032 (573 amino acids)
Source: RefSeq, a predicted model, not a curated record